GGUUGUUUUGAUGUAACUGAUCAAGGCUGCUUUUUCUCGGGCGCUGUUGAUCUUCCUGUAUUAUUAUUUAUCGAAAGCGGAAAUCAUUUUGCUGUCACCUGAUAACGGAUAAAGGGUUGACGGCCGCCUAAACCAUGGAGUCCAUGCUCAAUAAGUUAAAGAGCACCGUUACCAAGGUGACGGCUGACGUCACCAGUGCCGUGAUGGGAAACCCUGUGACGCGGGAGUUCGAAGUCGGUCGCCACAUUGCCAGCGGAGGACCGGGGAUGAGCUGGAGAAUCUACAACGGCACGAAGAAGUCCACCAAGCAGGAAGUAGCAGUCUUUGUAUUCGACAAGAAGGUUCUCGACAGAUAUCAGAAGUUUGAGAAGGACCAGAUCAUCGAUUCACUCAAACGAGGAGUUCAGCAGCUAACACGUUUACGACACCCACGCCUUCUCACAGUCCAGCAUCCUUUAGAGGAGUCGAGAGACUGUCUGGCGUUCUGCACAGAGCCUGUGUUUGCUAGCUUGGCUAAUGUGCUGGGCCAGUGGGACAAUCUGCCUAGUCCUGUUCCCACAGACAUCAAAGAGCACAAACUCUUCGACGUGGAGACAAAGUAUGGCUUACUACAGAUUUCUGAGGGAUUGUCAUUCCUGCACAACGGGGUGAAGAUGGUGCACGGUAACCUGUGUCUAGAGAACAUCGUCCUGAAUAAGAGUGGCUCUUGGAAAAUCAUGGGCUUCGAUUUCAGCAUCUCUUCCAGCAACCCAUCAGAUGCAGAGCCCAAAUACGUAUGUAAAGAGUGGGACCCCAAUCUGCCCCCUCUCUGCCUGCCUAAUCCGGAAUACGUGGCUCCGGAGUACAUCCUGUCUGUCAGCUGUGACUCUGCCUCUGACAUGUACUCGCUGGGUGUGGUCAUGCAUGCAGUCUUCAAUGAGGGGAAGCCGGUGUUCAAGGUCAAUAAGCAGGAUAUUUAUAAGAGUUUCAGCAGGCAACUAGACCAGUUGAGUCGUCUGAGUCCAGGAGUGCUGAGUAAGAUCCCGGAGGAAGUGCGAGAGCAUGUGAAGAUGCUUCUGAGCGUCACAGCCAACGUGAGACCAGACGCAGACCAGGUGACGAAGAUCCCAUUCUUUGACGACGUGGGUGCAGUGACUCUGCAGUAUUUCGACUCAUUGUUCCAGAGAGACAAUUUACAGAAGUCCCAGUUCUACAAAGGCCUUCCCAAAAUCCUUCCCAAGCUGCCCAAGAGAGUGGUAGUGUACCGGAUCCUUCCAGCCCUCACCUCUGAGUUUGUGAAUCCAGACAUGGUGCCGUUUGUGUUGCCCAACGUGCUGCUCAUAGCAGAAGAGUGCACCAAAGAAGAGUACGUGCGUCUGAUCCUACCAGACCUCACCCCAGUGUUCAAACAGCAAGAACCCAUUCAGAUUCUGCUAAUAUUCUUACAAAAGAUGGACCUGCUUCUGACCAAGACGCCGUCUGAGGACAUCAAAAACAGCGUGCUCCCUAUGGUGUACAGAGCACUAGAAGCUCCGUCUACUCAAAUCCAGGAGUUGUGCCUGAAUAUUAUCCCCACCUUUGCCAACCUGAUUGACUAUCCGUCCAUGAAGAACGCACUUAUCCCCCGUGUCAGAUCGGCUUGUUUACAGACUUCCUCUCUGGCAGUGAGGGUGAACUCCUUGGUGUGUCUCGGGAAGAUUCUGGAGUAUCUAGAUAAGUGGUUUGUCAUCGACGAGAUCCUGCCAUUUUUACUUCAGAUCCCCUCCCGUGAGCCUGCUGUCCUCAUGGGCAUUCUGGGCAUCUAUAAGUGCACAUUUACCCAUAAGAAGCUAGGCAUCCCAAAAGAGCACCUUGCAGGAAAAAGUCUGCCUCAUCUGGUUUCCCUUAGUAUCGACAACAACCUUAAUCUCAACCAGUUUAACUCUUUCAUGGCCGUGAUCAGAGAUAUGCUGAGUCGGAUGGAGGCGGAGCACAAGACCAAGCUGGAGCAGCUCCACAGCAUGCAGGAGCAGCAAAGGAGCCUUAACCUCAACCAAAUAAAUGCAUCCGAAGAGACAAAGAGCAACCCCAGUCCACCCAGUCAAGUUCGAAACAUCGAUGACAUCUUUGGCGGGAGCUCGACGAGCACAGGAGUGAACGGCAAAGAGAACGGCUCCUCCACUGCCCCCUCCCAGCCCUCGAGAGUGUCUCUGACUCUGGAGGAGAAGCAGCGCUUGGCUAAGGAGCAGGAGCAAGCGGCCAAACUGAGGAACCAGCAACCUCUGGCUCCACAGAGCAUUAAAUCUGCGACAACAUCUACAUUUACACAGGCAAAAGACCUGACCAGCAGUCUCCUGAACAACAUGAGCUCGUUGAACAGUCUCUCGCUGACCUCUGGCUCUCGCACAGCACCCAUGCAGACGGGUGCGCUCUCAUCUGGCUUCCCCUCCACACCCACUGUGGCUGGCAUGGGCACCAUGGCUCCCAUCAGCAAUGGCUUCAACCCUCCCAUGGGCUUCCAAACAGGAGGCAUGGGCAUACGGCCUACCGCGCCCGGCCUCUACGGAGGCAUAGCCGGCACCAGCAGUACAGCAAACUUCAGUGUCCUCUCGCAGAACCAGAAUCAGUCCAGCAAGGCGGCUGACAUGUCUGCCCUGGACUCUCUGUUCUCAGGUAACAAGCCCAAAGUCAGCCUCAACCAAAUGGUCCCCAAACCAGCUGCCGGCACAGCACCCUCCCCCUGGAUCAACCAGUUUGGUACAGCCCAGCCCUCUCAGACUGCGCCCAUGCAGGCAGUACCGAUGGGAAUGACAGGGGCGCAAGGAGGGUUCGGAAUGCAGGCUAACCCCUUCUUCAGCCCUCAGAACUUCUCUCAGCCCGCUGCUGCUGCUCCCACCAUGCAUACAGGCAUGCUUAAACAGAGCAUGUCGGUCAACAACGAUCUGAAAGACCUCUUCGGUUAAAAGGCUUCUUGUUUCCAUCUGUCUAGUGACAGGAAGGUUAAAGGAGAUGAAUCGAGACAGACCAUUGUUUGUUUGUUUUUUUUAUUGUGCUGGACCUUGCAUUCAAUCAGAGGAUGACCACCAGCCUUAACCAAGCAGGGUCACGUCACACUAGUCUUACAAGUUGCACUCGUUUUGCUGUCAUCCCUGUCCGAAUAUUGCCCGCUAGGCAGAAGUGUGUUCCUUUGGUUUGUUCUCUAAUAUCUCACACACACACACACACACACACACACACACACACACACACACACACACUCACAUGAAAGCAGAAUUUUCCCCAAAUAAGGAGAAGGCAUGGAUAAAGCAAUGGAAGUGCUUCACCUGAGGAGGAAGCCAAUUUACUUGAAUGGGAAAUGGUGCAGGAAUUUGCUUUUUAUUAACUUUACACCAACUUCUUGGUGGACUUUUGGAAGAGCGAGGAAAUGAAACACAUGAGUGGGCUCUGGUCAAAAAGAAAUAGAGGGCCUGCUGAUUUAUUUUAUAGCUUUCACAACAGACUUCCACAUUGUUGCUCACAGUUGCUAGCUAGCGACUGUUACCAGAUUGUUCCUUUGGUAAAGUAACACCACACCAGGACUUCGGUUAAUGAUCUAAAUUUACAUCCGUCCUGACGAAUGAAAACACAAAGCGGAUAUCUGCUGUAACUUCUGCUUAAAAUAGAAUAAUAAUUUCCUUCAUGACGCAUUCUUUAUAGCGAGGUGUAGGGGUCAUGCAUUCUCAAGUUUGCGCCAGUUUUAUAGUUCUAUGCUAACACUCACUCAGCUGUUUUAUUCUUUUAGCGUCUAACAGACUGAAUUCAGCAGAAUUUGAUACCCAAACAUUGGCGAUUGACGAGUCGUUGGUUUUCAAAAAAAGUCAUUUUUGUGUACAACUCCUGGCAAAUAUUAUGGAAUCGCAACACUUAGAGGAUGAUCACCAGGCUUUUUUUACUUCGUGUGCUAAUAAACAAAUCACAGAUAUGACCCAAAACAAUCUUUGUUUAAUAGCUGAACAUCCUCGUUUUGUGAAACAUACCUCAUGUUAAAGUUAAAUGAAAUUAUUUUAAUUAAUGGCCAAAUCAAUUAGGGGAAAAAAAAUGACGGAUUCACCUUGUAAUUUGCAUUUCUGAAACAAAUACCAGCACAAGUCUAAAAAUUGCUAAUUAGUCUGCAGUUAAACGAGUGCUUUCAGACCUUAACCUUGGACUUUGUGAAAGGAAACAUGGCACCAACAAGAGAGUUGUCAGUUGAAACAAUGGAAGGGAUUCUAAAACUCCUUCAAGACGGAAAUCCAACAUGGAGUGUGGCAGAAGAUGUCGGUUGUUCCCAGUCAGGUCUGAAAUGUGGUGCAAGUAUAAACAAAAUGGGAAGGUUAUAAAAGGAAAACAUACGGGCAGAUCAAAGAAGACGCCAAACAUCAGGAUAGAAAACUCAACGCAAUGCGCCUUGAAAAUAGAAAAUGCACAACAAAUGAAAACCACAUGGGUGGCAACAGGAGUCAAUGUUUGUGACAGAACUGUAAGAAAUCGGCCGAAUGAAAUGGGAUUCACAUGUAGAAAAGCCAAACGAAAACCAGCACUAACACAAAAGAAAACAAGGUUACAGUGGGCUAAAGAGAACAAUGAUGGAGUGGAUGAUUGGAUGAAAGUGAUAUUCGGUGAUAAAUCACGAAUCUGCACUGGCCAAGGAGAUGAUGCUGGAACUUUUGUCUGGUGCUGUUUUAAUGAAACGUACGAAGAUGACUGAAGAAAAUAAUCAAAUUUCCUCACUCAUCUAUGAUAUGGUGUUGUAUGCCAGGACCUCAACAGUCAAAGCACAGGUGUACACUGAAAUUUUGGACACUUUUCUCAUUCCAUUGAUAGUAAAUAGCCUCGGUGGUGAUGAAGUCAUUUUUCAGGAUGAUAAUGCAUCUUGCCACAGAGCAAAAAGUGCUAAAGCUUUUCUGCAGGAAAAGGCAGAUCAACUCAAUGCCAUGGCCGGCAAACAGUCCGGAUCUCAACCCGAUUGAAAUUUUAUGGUAGAAAUGUGAAAAACUGGCCCAUGACAAGGCUCCAUCCUGCAAAGCUAAUCUGUCAAUCGCUAUUUAAGAAAGUUGGAACCAGCUUGAUGGAGAAUAUAGUUUUUCAUUAGUGUAGUCCAUGUCUCAAAGAAUUCAUGCCAUCAUAAAAAGCCCAAGGAGCAGCAACAAAGUACGAAUUGUGAUUUGUUUUUAAAAUAUUUUUUUGAUUCCAUAAUCUUUUGCUCUACUUGAUCUGGGGGAAAAAAUAUGCCAAUAAUGAAAACAGUUUCAGGUAUGUUUCAGAAAAGCAGAAUGUUCAGCUAUUAAACAAAACUAAGUGUGGUGAUUCCAUCAUUUUUGCCAGGGGUUGUAAAACUCCUCUAAACAGCAAUUUGAUUAAGAAGUGGAUUCUGGAUCAAAAUGGAUUAUAAUGCAUUGAAAAAUUUCCCCCCAUGGCCCUCCCUCAUAUUUCUGUUACUGAUAGGCAUCACUUUCGAUUUGCAAUAUUUGAAAUGCAAUUCGGACCGACGCAUUUGAUUAUAUAUUGUUUUAGUUCUUUUUAAUAUGGAAGCUGUUGCAUGAGGACUAAUACUAAUCGAUACAUCUAGGAAGUUCCCUCAAUCGAUCCAGUCCCCCAAAUUUUCAGUAUAUAAUACUGAUAUCGUAGCAUGAAGCAUAAUGCAGUGAUGCACACUCAUCAAUUAUUUGAUAUUGACAUAUCCUCAUUUCCCAGUUGCAGAGGCUGUUUGUAAGGUGGAACAGUACUUUGGCUUUGUAUAAAAUUGAGAAGUUUGUUGCUUGACAUCACGUGCUUUCAUGGCAUGUGUAUAAACACUCACUGACCACUUAAAUAGGAGCACCUGUACACCUGCUCAUUUACAGUAUGCAGUUAUUUCAUCAACCACUCGUGUGUCAGCAGUACAAUGCAGAUACAGGUUAAGAGCUUCAGUUAUUGUUCACAUCAGACUUUAGAAUGGGGGGGGAAUCACCUGGUCUUUUUCAAGUCUUCAACUGUCCAGUUUGGGUGAGUCUGUGCCCAUGAUUACUGACAGCCUCAGAUUCUUGUUCCUGGCUGACAGGAGUGGAACCUGAUGCAGUCUUCUGUUGUAGCUCAUCCACCUCAAGGGUCAUUUCGUGCAUGCUGAGAUGCUUUUCUGCUCACCACGGUUGUAAAGAGUGAUUAUUAUUAUUAUUAUUAUUAUUAUUAUGUCAGGUCAAACCAGUUUGGUCAAUGUCCUCUGAUCUCUCUCAUCAACAGGGCGUUUCAACUUGCAGACCCUCUGCACGCAGGAUGUUUUUUGUUUUCCGCACCAUUCUGGGAUUUUUUCCUCACCAGUAGACAGAAAUUGUAAAAUCAUAAGUGUGCAAUUGGGUUCAUUCUGAUACCAAUCCACAGUUUCGGGUUCGCAUCAGAGCUAGAUCAAUAUUCAGUGUAGGAUCUGUGCAUCACUUCUCACCACACGUUUACCGCAAGUGUUGAAGGAGUAAAUAAAUCACAAUUCUGGUGGUUCAGAUUUGAAUCAUGUAGUAUUUCAGGAAAUGACCACAUUCACACACUGGUGCUUGUACCAUGCUGUGUAAAUGUAGUCCUGACAACGGAUGACAAAGUGCGAGGAUACGAAUGUGUUUAAAUGAGAACGAGGGAGAAACGUUUGUAUUGUUACACGUAUGCUGGAGUUAUUACGAACUGACAGUGUGCUAUGGUUCGAGUUUGAGCGUAACGGAGCAAAUUCUUGUCGAUUGCGACAGUCCACGUAGGUGGAGAAAUUCUUGGACCCAGAAAUCAGGAACGAUUUCUCUAUAUGGCUAUAAAUUGGAUUCUAGACCACUUAGAAAGCUGCAAGUCGUCAGUCAAGUGUAGCGUACGUGUAGGUUCAGUUUGCGUCUGGCUUCGUGUUUGUCCGGCUGCUGCUGUUUGUGCGAGUAAUGUCUGUUUAGUGUUCGCGUAUCUCCUUACUGAUGUGACAGUAGCAUUGACACUGAACGGAUUCACAUGCUUAAAAAAAAAAAAAAAAAAAGAGAAGAAAAUCACACAUAGACCAACCUAACCUUUUAAUCUUUAUCAUGACCAAAUAGAUAUCAUGACUGUGUAUUAUAUUUACAUAUCAUAUGAAUGCAGUGUAUAGUAAACUGAGAUUUAUUUGACAUUGGUUGAGUUUUAACAAAUAAAAUAUAAAUUAUCUUGGGAUCACUUUCAUAAAGGGGACCUCUGAGUACAAAUGUACAAAAGAAAGAUGAUUUAUGACGAGAGCUGUGCAAUAAUAGGUCUUGGAAGGGUUUUGUAAAAUUGGCUUGAAGUCGAUGCGUGUUUUAAUCACAUUGCGGUCUUCAUAUAUGGACAGUAUCGAAUCUGUAUAAUUCACCCGCGUUUCCUUAAUUCAGCGUUUCCAGUUACUGUAGAUUUAGGCCGAAAGUAAGUCCGUAAACUUGAACAGAAUCUCAGAAGAUCUUUGUAUUUCAUCUGUUUCCUUUUCAACUUUCCUUUGCUAUGUCAUGAUCUGGUUUCAGUUUCUGAUCAGUAAUUUGACCUCUAAAUCAAAAGAAAAGAAACAAAGCCUAUUCUUCUAUCUUUAUAUUCUACCAAUGUAAUAUGUGUACAGUGUGGCACUUUUGUGAACUUUGUAUCGUGUUACGAGAUUGUACUGUCUGAAGUUGACAAUUUGAUGAAAAAAAAAAAAAAACGACAACAAAAAAAAAAACAA
This is a messenger RNA of Ictalurus furcatus (blue catfish), 7639 nucleotides long. It is a transcript of the gene scyl2, whose product is annotated as SCY1 like pseudokinase 2. The coding region runs from base 135 to 2921 and encodes 928 amino acids. The transcript has 18 exons. Gene Ontology annotation, biological process: protein phosphorylation. Gene Ontology annotation, molecular function: protein kinase activity; ATP binding. The record is from RefSeq and is a predicted model, not a curated record. NCBI's taxonomy places the organism in Eukaryota, Metazoa, Chordata, Actinopteri, Siluriformes, Ictaluridae.